AGUACGGGUUUUAGUGGGCAGCGGAACGUCGAGCAGCGCGCACGGCCGGCGAAUGAGGCACUUGCUCAGGAAUCGCAUUCGGCAUCGGGAAACGGGCGGAGAUGGCUAGAUGAAGUCAAGUGCGGUGCGGUUAAAAAUAAACAAGACACGCGAAACAAGCCAAGAAGUUAUUCUGUGCAGAUCAGCCGGAAUCGGAUCGGAAAACUCGGGAAAAUCUGUAAUAUAGCUUGAAGAAGGAAUUUCGUGGCGUGCGUUGAAUAACACUGAUAAAACAAUAUACAGAGCGCGCAAACAUAAAUAAUAUUCCACAUGCAUAGUUCGGAAAUACAUCAGCUGCUAAAAUAAACGGAGCAACCGAACCGAAGCACCAACAACAACAGCCAACCGAUUCGCCGCCCAUGACGUCACGGAUGAGCAUCUGGCAGGAGCACCAAUAGCAUCACCAAUAGCAUCGUAACGAACUGAAAUAAUAAACAGCGAUAGGUAGCCGGAAAUCCUUCCAGUCGUCAUCGAUGCGAGUGUCGGACCAGACCCGAGCAUGUCCAGGCGAACGCCAGUGGAAGACCAAUCGAAACCGGAACCGGAACUAAAACCGAAUCGGAAGCGAGCCGCCAAGACAUGUCCUCGCGACGGAGCUCCUUCCGAAGAAGGGAGAAGCCCGCCUUCGAGCGCUUCAAGGACCACUGCCGCCACUUUACGGCUUUCAUGUUCAGCAACGUGGGCAUCAUCCUACUGGUCACAUUCUACAUAAUCGGAGGAGCCUUCAUAUUCCAGGGCAUCGAGAUAUUCGAGUACGAGCGUCUUAAGUCCGAGAAGCCCCAUCGCUUCAUUGCACGGAACUUUAGCGGGGAGUGCCUGACGCGGAUCUGGGAGCUUACGGCGGAGAACAUAAGCUUCUUCGACCACCAUGCCUACAGGAGGCGGGUUAACGAUGCGCUGCUGGAUUACCAGCGGGCCAUAGUGAAGAAGCAGCUGAAGGGACCCGACGUGGAGCAGUGGAGUUUCUCGGGCGCCGUCCUUUUUUCGCUGACCGUGAUCACGACCAUCGGGUAUGGGAACAUUACACCCCAAUCCGAGUGGGGAAAGCUGGUGACCAUUCUGUACGCAAUCAUUGGCAUGCCGCUGUUCCUGCUCUACCUGUCCAACAUUGGAGAUGUCCUGGCCAAGUCCUUUAAGUGGGUAUACUCCAAGGUGUGCCUGUGUCGAAUAUGUCCAGGCGUGGCCAAGCGUCGUAUUAUCCGUGAGAGACGAAAAAUGCGCCAGUUGGCCAGAGCGCUGCAAAUGCACGACAUGGAGAACGCCCGGGGCAGCAGCAGUUACACAAGCACCAGUAGCACCACCACCUCCAACAGCAGUAGUAGUGACUAUACAAAGAGUUCCCGACAGAGCUCCAGUCUGGUGGAUAUUCCGUACACAGAGUCUGACUCGGACAUCGAGCGGGAAAUUCGAGGUAGCACGGAUGAGAUCACGGUUCCAGUCACUGUCUGCAUAUUCGUUAUGGUCGGUUAUAUUCUUUGGGGGGCCCUGCUCUUCGGACGUUGGGAAGACUGGAACUAUCUGGAUGGCAGCUACUUCUGUCUUAUAUCUCUCAGCAGCAUUGGAUUUGGAGAUCUGGUGCCAGGUGAUCGCGUGAUAACCGCCGAUAAAGAUAAGGUGGAGGUCAGCUUCAUUCUCUGCGCCAUGUAUCUACUUCUUGGCAUGGCCGUGAUUGCCAUGUGCUUCAAUCUGAUGCAGGAGCAGGUCGUCCACAAUAUAAGGGCCAUCAAGCGGGGAUUCAAAGCCUGCUUUCGAUGCCGCAGCUCUUAGGAGGCUAAAUAGCUACCCGGUUACAAAGAUGUCUUGUGGUACAAAGUCAUAUUAUUAUUCACCAUUAAUGUAGUCUCCUCCCCUAGG
Messenger RNA from Drosophila suzukii, 1893 nucleotides. It is a transcript of the gene sand, whose product is annotated as potassium two pore domain channel sandman. The record is from RefSeq and is a predicted model, not a curated record. Gene Ontology annotation, cellular component: plasma membrane. Gene Ontology annotation, molecular function: outward rectifier potassium channel activity; potassium ion leak channel activity. Gene Ontology annotation, biological process: stabilization of membrane potential; potassium ion transmembrane transport. NCBI's taxonomy places the organism in Eukaryota, Metazoa, Arthropoda, Insecta, Diptera, Drosophilidae.